Molecule: messenger RNA, 2278 nt
Organism: Haliotis rufescens (red abalone)
Lineage: Eukaryota; Metazoa; Mollusca; Gastropoda; Lepetellida; Haliotidae
Exons: 5
Coding region: 23-790 (255 amino acids)
Source: RefSeq, a predicted model, not a curated record
GUCACCAUCCACACACUCCGUGAUGUUAUAUAUAUGUACUGAAACUAUUCUUCUGGUGUUGGCUACGAUAGUUUUGACAGUAUGGACGGAGUGUGUCGACCAACACGAACUCUGCACUUCUUGGGAGAGUCUCGGGGAAUGCGCACUGAACCCUGCUUACAUGAUGUGCCACUGUCCUCAGUCGUGCAACACGAACUCCAUGUGUGCAGGAAUUAAUGCCACAGACCAAACCUGCCAGUGUGCACUCUACGCAGCCAAUGGACAGUGUCCUUUCAUGGCGUCCAUUUGUCCCUACACCUGUGACCGUCAUGAAGCCAUUACGUGUGACCCGCCAACUAGUUAUCCGCAUGCCGUAGCAACAGGAAAUCGAAGAUACCUCGAUCGAGUUGUGUACUUAUGUCGCUAUGGUUACCGUAACGAUGGAAACAUAGGACUGCGAGUUUGCCAGGAGACAGGAACCUGGAAGACGAUUAAUGACGAGAAUGGACUUCCGCCUGUCUGUGUACCUGAUGAAAAGCCUGAACUCCCUUGUCAGGAGCCGAUGUUGGCCUUUUCCCGACUACAGGAGCCGGUGAUUUCUAGUGUGACUAUUUUGGAGUCCACAGUGAACAACAACGUUGCAGAAUGUGCGGACCGAUGCCUACGGAAACACGGAUGCACCCAUUUUACUUACAACAUGACGUUGUGCAACCUUUAUUAUGACGUCGUCAUUAACGUAUAUAAUACUCCAUCAGGUGAUAUGUGGGAGAAAAAAAUCACUAUUCAAUCAUUGUAUCCCUCUCUAGUUUAAAUUGACUGCAUUGAUUUUUCCAUCACGAGGGAUAAAUAUUUCAAAGUUUCAUCGCUCAAGGAUCUUUUUUAUCAGGUAAAUUCUCAUUUAAUUCUUGCUCUUUUAAAAGAAAUUGACUUAAUUGAUUUUAUAAUUGGUUGAAUAAAUCAAUAACUGAGAUUGUUAGUGGCUAUAUCCUCGAUGGGGGUUAAAGUAGUGUAAAAUUAUUGUCCCCCUUAGAGGAUAUGUAAGACCACGUCUUUCAAAGUAUAUUCAUUUCAGCCACGUUUUUAAUCGCAGUAUAUAUGUUCUUUUAAACUGUGGCUAAAUUUGUCAAUAAUCGCCAACAGCUGAGGGGAUGAUGUAAAUCCGGCUGGGGUCCAUGUAGGUAGCAAAAGUACUGUACGUCCCCAGGGACCAUAGCAUGGUGACCUACCUUCAGAUGCUGGUGAUCUAUAGCCCUUUUUUAAAUUAUAAUGUUUCAUGACUAUUUAGGGAUAUCUUUUUAUUGUUGUAUGCUAGUUUUAAAACAUUAAAUCUGUGAUAUUCUAGUACUUUUACUGUCCAUCGCUGAUAGGUUCUGAUGUGGUUUAAAUAUAUGUAUAAAUACUGUAUAACUUCUCGUCACGAUAUGGCUGAAAUAUUGCCGAUGUGACGUUAAGCAUAAACUCACUCACUCACUCUUGUUUAAAUGAUCAAGUGACUUUAAAAGAUGAGGAAACAGGUCACACAAAUUAAAACCAGUGGGUCCAUGUUUUGUGAAACAUUUACAAAAACAAAAUGUUUGUUGCCAUACCUCUCAUCAGUCCCUCGCUCCUACUUCAUAGAAUGGACCCCCUUAGGCGUUAGGCCAAAACAGGCAGAAUAAUAAUGUGCCAUACAAUAUAGUACGAGACAUCUUCCAUCAGUUCCUUGCUCAAAGCAAAGAAUGGCCUUAUCUGAGUGAGUGAGUGAGUGAGUUAGUUUGGUUUUACGCCGCUUUUAGCAAUAUUCCAGCAAUAUCACGGCGGGGGACACCAGAAAUGGGCUUCACACAUUGUACCCAUGUCGGGAAUCGAACCCGGGUCUUCGGCGUGACGAGCGAACGCUUUAACCACUAGGUUACCCGACCGCCCCUGGCCUUUUCUGGAGGCAUAAUCAAGCAUAAUAAUAAUGUGCAUUAGCAUCUAGAACAUCUACGCAUGUCCCAAACAAAACUUCCAGUUCUUGGGGUCAUGCCCAUUAAUAACUUGACCUACUGCUUGACCGGCAUCACUAAUUAUUUCUUUAUUUCAUGUAAAAAUACUUAUUAUAACCUUUUAACUCCUUGUACGAUAUUAUUUUGAGUGUAUAUUUAAUUGCAAUAUCUGUAUGUUGUCUGUUAAAAAUACAGUUUUCGUUGUAUAAGUAUUAGAAAUAUGGAUCAAUUAAUCCAACAAGUAGAGAUUGCUGCAGAGCAUCAAUUGUUCCCCGCAAUACAAUGCUAUGUUCAGAGGAAGGAAGUGUAAGCUAUGGAAGGAGAGAAUUGGU